Messenger RNA from Macadamia integrifolia, 557 nucleotides. RefSeq lists its product as uncharacterized. The record is from RefSeq and is a predicted model, not a curated record. Lineage: Eukaryota; Viridiplantae; Streptophyta; Magnoliopsida; Proteales; Proteaceae. The coding region runs from base 163 to 447 and encodes 94 amino acids. The transcript is spliced from 2 exons.
AUGGCAUCCACUCGCAGAAACGAGCGUGAGUUUCCUCUCUCUUACGUCACUCACGACUGCGAGAGUUUCCCGAGAGACUACUUCUCACUACUACUUCUUCUACUUCAACAGUUCAGAGUAGUAACCUAACACAAAGCAUCUGAAGAAGAAGAAGGAGUUGGGAUGGAAAGAGAGAGAGGGGGAUCAUCACCUGAAAAUCCCGCAAGCAGCGGAUCAAAGAGGGAGGGAGACAUGUCGGGGAUGGAUCGAAUGAAAAAAGGUUGGAUUUAUUUCACCACUUCCUUGGAAGAAGGUUUCCAAACUUUCAAAGCCUCCCUGAUCGGCCAGGUGAAAAAGAUGUCUGCAAAAGAUGAGAAGGAAGCUAGUGAAGCUGACUUGCAGACAGCGAAGAUGCAAGUUGAAGCUGCAGAUGCAGCAGAGGAAACAAAAAAAAGGCUGGACAUGUAAUUAAAGUGUUAAUUAAAGACUAUUUUAUAUAGUUUUUUCUUUCUCUUUUGGUGUGUGAAUAUGGUUAUCUUACAUAGAUAUGAAGAAAAGGUUUGGCCAUUUUAACAGUC